Pistacia vera is the source of this 1617-nucleotide messenger RNA. RefSeq names its product protein WHAT'S THIS FACTOR 1 homolog, chloroplastic. Gene Ontology annotation, molecular function: RNA binding. Bases 369 to 1577 code for a protein of 402 amino acids. The transcript is spliced from 3 exons. The record is from RefSeq and is a predicted model, not a curated record. Lineage: Eukaryota; Viridiplantae; Streptophyta; Magnoliopsida; Sapindales; Anacardiaceae.
CAAACCAUUCACGAGACAAAACCAAAUUUAACUUCCCACCAGCCGGCCGCCGUAGAUUACCGCCACGGCCGAUUUACAUUCACCACCGGAGACACUUUCGUUGACUGACGGCUGCCAAACAUUACCACCACACUGCCUUCACGAUGACAUCGGAAGUUGCCACUGGUUUUACGAUGGAAAAGUUCCAAUUGCAGUUCAAUGAAGGGGAUAGAUCAAGACUAAUUGUUGUUGGAGCUAUUGAGCUGAUGAGACUGGUUAGAAUAGAAUGUUGGGAAGGGAAAAUGAUGAAGUCUAUGUAAUGCUACAACUUUUGCCCACUAAUUGUUCAACGAUUUGUCUUAGUGAAUAAUCGUUAUAGUUCCUUCAUAAUGUACAGAAGAUCUGGUUUCUCUUUCUCCUACCCACCUCUGGACUCUUAUGCAUUGUCAUCUCCAAUCCUGUUUCAAAAAUCUGGUUCUAUGUGGGUUCCAAAGAAGCAAAAAUCAAGUGGCGGAUGGAGACCUAAGAAGAAAAUAUACCACAGAGACCAUGAACUAGACAGAGCAAUUGACUUACAAAAGAAGCCAUCAUUAAUAUUAGAACUUAAGUCCAUCAUCCAAUCUCAAAAGCAUCAAUCUCUCCUUCUCCGUGACCUCGAAAAAGAAGUUGGGUUUGUUCAGAAAUGGAACUUCAUGUCUGUCAUUGAGAAGUACCCUACAGUAUUCCAUGUUGGUGGUGGCAGUGAUAGAAACCCUCCUUUUGUUACUCUUACUGAAAAGGCUAAAAAGAUUUCCAAUGAAGAGGCAGACACAAGAGUGUUAAUGGAACCCAUUUUGGUUAAGAAUCUAAGGAAGUUGCUAAUGAUGUCAGUUGACUGUAGGAUACCCCUAGAAAAGAUUGAAUCCAUAGAAUCUGAAUUGGGGUUGCCUCAAGACUUUAAGAAGACAUUGAUUCCAAAGUACCCAGAGUUAUUUUCGGUGAAAGAUUUCAACGGCAAAGUUUAUCUUCAUUUGGAAAAUUGGGACUCUUCAUUGGCAUUUACUGCACGUGAGGAAAGAUUAGUAUGUGAAGGGGUUUUGAACUCCAGUGCGGCUCAAAAGAAGGUUAGGAUCACAAAAGAUGGUAACUAUACAGGUCCCUUUGCUUUCAAGAUAUGUUUUCCUGCUGGUUUUAGACCAAACAUGAGAUACCUCGAGGAACUACAGAGGUGGCAGAGAAUGGAAUUCCCCUCUCCAUACUUGAAUGCAAGGAGAUAUGAGUUAGAAGAUCCAAAAGCUCGAAAAAGAGUGGUGGCCGUGCUUCAUGAACUCCUCAGUUUAACUAUGGAAAAGAGAAUGACAUCUGCCCAAUUGGAUGCAUUUCAUUCAGAGUAUCUGUUACCUCAUAGAUUACUUCUUUGUUUGAUUAAGUAUCAUGGUAUAUUUUACAUUACCAAUAAAGGUGCUAGAAGUACUGUGUUCCUUAAAGAAGCUUAUGAUGGUUCAAAUUUGAUAGAUAAAUGUCCUUUGUUGUUACAUAAUGAUAGAUUUAUUGCACUUACUGGUAGGAGAGAAAUAAAUUCUUGUACUGUGAAACCUUCAUCACAGAUUGUUACCUGAAACUUUUUGUUUGGUUUGUUGUUAUAUACCAGUUUAGCAA